AUGUUUAUCAAACAAGUUAUUAUUCACGGUUUCAAAAGUUACCGUGAACAAACGGUGGUAGACCCAUUUGAUAAAAGACAUAAUGUUGUUGUUGGUCGUAACGGUUCGGGAAAGAGCAAUUUUUUCUAUGCUAUUCAAUUUGUGCUUAGUGAUGAAUUUUCUCAUCUUCGGCCUGAACAACGUCAAGCAUUGUUGCAUGAAGGUACAGGACCUAAAGUUAAUUCAGCAUAUGUGGAAAUAAUUUUUGACAACACAGAUAACCGAUUACCUAUUGACAAAGAAGAAGUAGUAUUAAGAAGGGUUAUUGGUGUUAAGAAAGAUCAAUAUUUUUUAAAUAAGAAAAUGGUACCGCGAAGUGAUGUAACUAAUUUAUUGGAAUCUGCAGGUUUUUCUCAUUCCAAUCCUUAUUAUAUCGUUAAACAAGGUAAAAUAAAUCAAAUGGCAACAUCACCUGAUUCUCAUAGACUCAAAUUAUUAAGAGAAGUAGCUGGUACUCGGGUAUAUGAUGAGCGUAAGGAAGAAUCUAUUGAAAUAUUAAAAGAUACCCAGACAAAACUAGACAAAAUAGUAGAAUUUAUAAAAACUAUCGAAGAUCGUUUAGGUACAUUAGAAGAAGAAAAGGAAGAAUUAAAAGAGUAUCAAGUAUGGGAUAAGAAGAGAAGAACAUUGGAAUUUUGUAUUCAUGAUAGAGAUCAAAAAGAAACUCAAAGAAAAUUGGAAGAAUUAGAAGGUCGAAUAAGUAAUGUUGAUGACGAACAAAAACGUCUUACUGCAAAAGUAAAGGAAACUGCUUAUGAAGUUAAAAGAGCUACAAAACAUAUGCGUGAUGCCAAACGUCUAGUGCACAGUAUUAAAGAAGAUAAGGAUACUCUAAAUUUAGAGCAACAAGAACUAAUUAAACAAAAAACUAAAUUAGAUUUUACAAUUAAGGAUCUUACUGAUGAAGUACAAGGUGAUAAUAAUUCCAGAGAAAGAGCAGUCAGGGAAUUAGACAAAUUACAAGAAACUAUAAAAACUAAGGAAUCAGACUUACAAGAAAUAAAACCUAAGUAUGAGGCUCAAAAGAAAAAAGAAGAAGAUUGUACAAGAGAACUUGGUCUUAAAGAACAAAAACGUAAAGAAUUAUAUGCUAAACAAGGACGUGGAAGUCAAUUUGCAUCCAAGGAAGACAGAGAUCAGUGGAUACAAAAAGAAUUAAAAUCAUUAAAUAAACAAAUCAAAGAUAAAACUGAUCAUAAAGAGAAGCUAACAGAAGAUUUAAAAAAAGAUGCUGAACGUUUAGUGGAACUUGAAAAUUUGGUGCAUACUAACUCUAGUGAGUUAGAAAAACAAAGGACUGCUAUCGAUGAAUACAAUAAACGAUAUUAUGAACUAAAAAAAAGUAAAGAUCAGUUUCAAAGUCAAAGAAAUGAAUUGUGGCGUAAAGAGAGUACAUUGCAGCACAAUUAUUCAACAUUGAAAGAAGAGUUGGCUAAAGCUGACCAAAUGCUUCGAAGUAUGGCUGGUAAAGCAAUAUUAAAUGGAAGAGAUAGUGUACGUAAAGUUUUAGAAAUUUUUAAAGAAAGAGGUGGAUCUCAUGCCACUCUUGCCAAACAAUACUAUGGUCAAGUAAUUGAAAAUUUUGAUUGUGAUGAAAGCAUACAAACAGCUGUUGAAGUAACUGCUGGUGGACGUAUGUUUUUCCAUAUUGUUGAAUCUGAUAAAAUUGGUACACAAAUCUUAAAAGAAAUAAACAACCAGAAUUUACCUGGUGAAGUAACAUUUAUGCCUCUUAAUAGAUUAACUGCCAGACAAAUAAAAUAUCCACAAUCCAAAGAUGCUAUUCCAAUGGUAAAUAAGCUAAAUUAUGAAUCACAUUUGGAUAAAGCUAUGAGAUUUAUUUUUGGAAAAACUUUAAUAUGUCGUAAUUUAGAAAUAGCUACAAGUAUAUCUAAACAAUGUAUGUUGGACUGUAUAACAAUUGAUGGAGAUCAAGUGUCAUCAAGUGGUACUCUCACUGGAGGGUAUUUUAAAAAUGUCCGAUCUAAAUUGGUAAUACAAAAGCAACGUAAUGAAUUAAUGACUCAGAUAAAGGAAUCUGAAGAGAAAUUGACAUUGCUAAAAACACAGUUAAAUGAAGUCGAAGGGAAUGUUAAUGUAGUUAUGUCAGAUAUGCAAAAAACUGAAACCAAAAACAGUAAAGCAAAGGGAAAUUUUGACAAAUUAAAAGGAGAUAUACGACUUAUCAAGGAAGAAAUGGUUGGUAUUGAAAGAUAUAGAGUGACAAAAGAGCGGUUACUUGUAACCGCCUCUUCAAAUUUAGAGGCUAUGCAAACUACCAGAUCUGGUCUUGAAUCAGAAUUACAUCAAGAACUUAUGGCACAAUUAUCUGUUACAGAUCAAAAAGAAAUGGAUAAACUCAACAAUGACAUAAAACAAUUGACACAAGAAAACAAAACAGCAUUUGCUAUGCGUAUGAAAUUAGAAGCAGAUAAAAAUAAGCUAGAAAAUCUAUUAACCAACAAUUUGAUUCGUCGUAGAGAUGAAUUAUUACAAGCAUUACAAGAGAUAUCUGUAGAAGAACGUAAACGUACAUUAGAAAGUUGUAGGUUAGAGUUAAAUAAUAUUGAAAAAAAAUUGGAUACAAUUAAUGGGGAUAUGAAAAACGUUGAUAGCAAAGUACAUGAAGCUGUCAAAAAGCAAAGAAAAUGUCAAGAAGAAUUGGACAAAUGGAAAAAUCAAGAAAAAGAAGCUCAGGAUAAACUUGAAAGUGAAACUAAAGAUCUCUGUAAAGUAUCUUCCAAGCAAGAAGUGUUACGCAAAAAACUGAUAGAAUCGGAAUCGAAAAUCAAUGAACUUGGGGCUUUACCCAAUACAGAUCUAGUUACCAAAUAUAUGUCAUAUUCGUCAAAAAAUUUAUUUAAAGAGUUAGAGAAAGCAAAUAGUCACUUGAAACGGUUUAGUCAUGUUAACAAAAAGGCGUUGGAUCAGUUUAUCAAUUUUUCAGAGCAAAAAGAAAAACUUGUUUUAAGAAAACAAGAACUUGAUCGUGGUUAUGAAAAAAUAGAACAACUUAUGAACGUUUUGGAACAACGAAAAUGUGAUGCAAUUCAGUCGACAUUUAAACAAGUAUCAAAAUAUUUUUCUUAUGUGUUUUCCAAACUUGUACCUGCUGGACACGCUAAACUAGUCAUGAAAACAGUUGGAGGUGAAGAAUCAACAACAAUUAAUAUGAGAGAUGAAAGUAGUGUUGGAAAUUAUUCUGGUGUCAUGAUCAAAGUGUCAUUUGUUGGGCAAGGUGGUGAAAUGCGUGAAAUGAAUCAAUUAUCUGGUGGUCAAAAAUCACUUGUAGCUUUGGGUCUAAUUUUUGCUAUUCAAAAGUGUGAUCCAGCUCCAUUUUACCUGUUUGAUGAAAUUGAUCAAGCUCUAGACCCUCAACAUAGGAAAGCUGUAGCUGAUAUGAUACAUGAAAUGUCCUCAGAAGCACAAUUCAUUACUACAACAUUUAGGCCAGAAUUGUUGCAACAUGCUCAUAAAUUUUAUGGUGUUAAGUUCCGUAAUAAAGUCAGUCAUGUAGAAUGUGUUACCAGAGAGGAUGCACAUGACUUUGUUGAAGAUGAUACAACUCACGGGUAA
Messenger RNA from Cinara cedri, 3615 nucleotides. NCBI's taxonomy places the organism in Eukaryota, Metazoa, Arthropoda, Insecta, Hemiptera, Aphididae. The record is from the annotation of a GenBank genome assembly.